AUGUCCUCUUGCAACAACUCUAUUCCUCAGCCUUUGGUAUUUAUCCUGGCUGGAAUCCCUGGCUUGCAAUCUUCCCAUGGCUGGUUCUCUGUGCCUUUUUUCUUGGUGUUUAUUGUUACAAUUGUUGGCAAUGUUACCAUAUUAUACAUCAUCCGAGAGGAGAAGACUCUUCAUGAGCCCAUGUUCCUCCUCCUGGCUAUGCUUUCAAUGGUUGACCUGUCCCUCGUCAGUGUCACUGUGCCCCGCAUGUUGGCUAUUUUCUGGAUGGAUGCCAAGGAAAUCAGCUUCAACGCUUGCCUCACACAGAUGUUUUUCAUUCCUUCCUUUUAUGUCAUGGAAUCUGGGAUCCUCCUAGCCAUGGCUUUUGACAGAUUUGUGGCCAUCUGGAACCCUCUGAGGUAUACAGCUAUCCUUGAUAACAGCAUGCUUGUGAAGAUGGCACUGGCUGUCGUGUCAAGGGCAAUGGCAGUGCUCACUCCUGCGCCAAUCCUGGCAAAAAGACUGGAAAGCUUCCAAACCCGUGUAAUUGCUUAUUCCUACUGUGCUUACAUGGCUGUGGUAAAGAUAGCUUGUGGAGAUGUCUCUACUCACAUUGUCUAUGGUCUCAUGGUCAUUGUAGCAUCUGUGGGAUUUGACUUGUUUUUUAUCCUUCUGUCCUAUGGGAUGAUCCUUCAUGCUGUCUUUCAGAUACCAUCUUGGGAGGCACGGGGCAAAGCUCUCAGUACGUGUGGGUCUCAUAUCUGUACCAUUGCUCUCUUCUAUUCUCCUGUUGUCUUCUCUGUCCUUGCCCAGAUUUUAGGUUACCACAUGGCUCCACACCUACAAAUCAUAAUUGACAACCUAUACUUCCUGGUGCCUCCCAUGGUUAACCCCUUAAUUUAUGGGGCUCGGACCAAGCAGAUAAAGGAACGAGUGCUGCAGAUCUUUCACUGUCACAAAGAUCGAGAUUGA
This is a messenger RNA of Elephantulus edwardii (Cape elephant shrew), 951 nucleotides long. RefSeq names its product olfactory receptor 52K1-like. Gene Ontology annotation, molecular function: olfactory receptor activity; G protein-coupled receptor activity. Gene Ontology annotation, cellular component: membrane. Gene Ontology annotation, biological process: G protein-coupled receptor signaling pathway. The transcript has a single exon. Lineage: Eukaryota; Metazoa; Chordata; Mammalia; Macroscelidea; Macroscelididae. Bases 1 to 951 code for a protein of 316 amino acids. The record is from RefSeq and is a predicted model, not a curated record.